AGAGCCCGGGAAGGAGCGAGGUACCCCCUCUCCCCCUGGCUGAUGCAGCGCCGGCCAGUCCGGCCCUCUCGGCCUCCUGCAUCCCCUGGGCCGGGCCCCGGCCUUCCUCUUCCUCCUCCUCCUCCUUUGUCCUUCCUGCCUCCCCUCCCCCAUGGCCCGCAUCCCUGGAAGAAGGAGGGAAAAGGCCCGGAGAUGGCCUGGACGCCGGAGGCGACCCCCGGCUCAGGGCCGGACGGCCGGGAGAUGGCCCAGAGCACCAACAGUCACGGGCCGGUGCCGGGGGGGGGGUCUUCGUUGCAGGUGCCUGUGACAUUCGAGGACGUGGCCGUCUAUUUCUCGCGGGAGGAGUGGGCGGCGCUGGAUGGGUGGCAGAAGGAGCUCUAUCGGGACGUGAUGCGGGGCAACUACGAGCUGGUGGCUUCGCUGGGGUGUCCUGCCGCCAAACCUGAUCUCAUCUGUCAAAUCGAAGGGGACGAAGAGCUGGGGGUAGGAGAGCCGCAAGGUUGCCCGGCACGGAGGCAGCCCCGAAGACGCUCUUCAGGUGGCGGUGCCCGGGUUCAAAGGGAGGACCGCCUAGACGCCGGAAGCGACGCGGGUGCCCCGGAAUCCCGGGUCUCGGCGAGGACUCCGGGUUGGACGACGAGAAGGAAACCCCCCACGGAGCAGAGGCUCCCUGGAGGAAAUCCGGCCGAGAAACCCUCCGGCGGGACCCCCCGGGGCCUCCCCCCGAGAAGGAAGCCCCCGACCUGCCCGGAGUGCGACAAGAGCUUUAAGAGCAACACGGCGCUGACCAUCCACGAGCGGAGUCACACCGGGGAGCGACCCUUCAAGUGCCCCGACUGCGGGAAGGGCUUCCCCUCCAAGGGGGAUCUGAAACGGCACCAGAAAACCCACGAGGGGGAGCGGGCCGCCCGGCCGGGAAGGGAGCCCCCUCCGAAGCCCCUUCCCGCCAGGCCCCAGAGGGGUCACCCGGCCUCCAGGAGGGCCCACACCUGCCCCCGGUGCGAGAAGACCUUCCGCAAGGUCCGCGACCUCCAGAAGCACCAGAGGAUCCACACGGCCGAGAGGCCCUUCGCCUGCCCUCAGUGCGGGAGCCGCUUCCGGCUGAAGCAGAUCCUCGUGUCCCAUCAGAGGAUCCACGGUGGGGAGAGACCCUUCUGCUGCGGGGAUUGCGGGAAGACCUUCGGCCAGAAGCACCACCUGCUCAGCCACCGGCGCACCCACACCGGCGAGCGGCCCUUCUCCUGCGUCCAGUGCGGCCACAGCUUCAGCCAGAAGCACCACCUGGUCAGCCACCGGCGCAUCCACACCGGCGAGCGGCCCUUCCCCUGCCCCGACUGCGGCAAGCGCUUCAAGGACAAGAAGACCCUGAUCAUCCACGGGAGGGUCCACAGCGGCGAGCGGCCCUACUCCUGUGCCCAGUGCGGGAAGGCCUGCAGCCAGAAGCAGCACCUCAAGAGCCACCUGCGGACCCACCGGGGUCCCGGGGAGCGGGAGGGCCGAGCCCCGGCCCAGCACAGGCUGCGCCCCGAGAAACCCCAUAAAUGCGGCAAGUGCGAGAAGAGCUUCCGGGAUGAGAGGAUCAUGUUGGCCCACCGAGGGACGCACGCCGAGGAGACCCCGCCGGAACGCUGGCCCGGGGUCCACCUAAGGCGGCCCCCCGCCCUUGCCCCCUCGGCCCGUCCCAGGCAGGUGGAGGCCGGGGGCCCGUCGGGGAGACUCGUUGGAAGCCCUGCGCCGUCCUGAGCGCUUGGGAGAGGACGAUGGCGGCAGCCGGCCGCAGAAGCCGCGCGGCCCGGCGGGUAGAGCACGAGCCUGGGGGUCAGCCCCACAUGGGACGGGGACUGUGUCCAACCCGA
Tachyglossus aculeatus (Australian echidna) is the source of this 1859-nucleotide messenger RNA. Its product is annotated as zinc finger protein 436-like. Gene Ontology annotation, molecular function: DNA-binding transcription factor activity, RNA polymerase II-specific; RNA polymerase II cis-regulatory region sequence-specific DNA binding. The record is from RefSeq and is a predicted model, not a curated record. The transcript has 4 exons. Gene Ontology annotation, biological process: regulation of transcription by RNA polymerase II. Lineage: Eukaryota; Metazoa; Chordata; Mammalia; Monotremata; Tachyglossidae. Gene Ontology annotation, cellular component: nucleus. Bases 43 to 1746 code for a protein of 567 amino acids.